Messenger RNA from Dictyostelium discoideum AX4, 1911 nucleotides. RefSeq lists its product as hypothetical. The record is from RefSeq and is a predicted model, not a curated record. Lineage: Eukaryota; Evosea; Eumycetozoa; Dictyosteliales; Dictyosteliaceae. The transcript has a single exon. Gene Ontology annotation, molecular function: methyltransferase activity. Bases 1 to 1911 code for a protein of 636 amino acids.
AUGAAUCAACUUAAACCAAAAUUAUCAUCUAUUUCAAAGUUUUCAUUUAUUCGGAUUAAUAAUAUAAAUAGAAUAAAAUAUUUCACAACUAAUACAAAUAUUGAUAAAAAUAAUGAAAAUAAUGAAAAUAAUGAAAAUAAUGAAAAUAAUGAUAUAUUUAAUUUAACCGAAAAAAUAGUUUCAAAAUUUAUAGUUAAUAAUAAUAUUAGGAAAAUUAAUGAUGAAAAUAAUAAAAAAAUUACAAAAAAAUAUCAAUUAAAUUUCAAUAAUAAAAAUAAUAACAAAAAUAAAUCAAAUAAAUUUCAAAAAGAUUUAAAUAAUGAAAAUAAUGACAAUGAAGAAAAUAAUGAAAAUAAUGAAAAUAAUGAAAAUAAUGAAAAUUACUAUAAUGAAUUAAAAGGUAAUAAUGGUAAUAAUAAUAAUAAUAAUAAUAAUAAUAAUAAUAAUAAUAAUAAUAAUAAUAAUAAUAAUAAUAAUAAUAAUAAUAAUAAUAAGAAAAAAAAAGAAUUAAAAGAUAAUUAUGAAAUUUAUGAAGAUCCAAAUCAAAGAAUUGCAUAUAAAACAUUAACAGUUGUAAAAGUUAAAGAUGAUACACAUAUAGAUUAUGCAUUACAACAAUUAAGAAUUCAAUUAAAGGGUAAAACAGGAUGGAAUAAAGAUAAAAAUAUAAUCAUUGGUAAUAUUCAAUGGUCAAGAAUUAAUGAUUUUAUAAAAAAUAAUACUUAUUAUGAUGAUAAUGAAGAUUUUAAUAUAAAAGUUAAAGAAAAUGAUGAUGAUAAUAAUAAUAACCAAUCACAACCAUUUAUUGGAUUUUGUAAACAAAUAUUUCCAAAUAGUAUUUUGAUUGAAGAACAAUCGAAUGGUAAAUGGAGUGAUAUUGGAUAUGAUUUCAUUUCUAGUAAUUUUAAACAUUGUAAAUGGAGAACAUGGAGAAUUCAAAUAGUUACACCCACAUCAGAGGCCAAAGUUUCAAACUACCGAUACCAAUUGACCAGAGCUAUAUUGACAAAGGCACGAAGAUUCAAUAGCCCACUUUUCGCAUGUUACAAUUUUGAAACCAUUAGAAAUGCUACAUUACCAAUCGAAGAGGAUGAAGCAUUGAUACAAAUUCUAUGUUCAGAUAAAAAGAGUAGUGGAUAUAUUAGUGUAGUUACACCACCGAUUUAUAAAUAUUUAGAGAAAAUCAUUGGUGUCUAUCCUUCACAUAUUGGUAGAGAGUUAAAUACAGAGUUAAUACCAAACUAUAUUUAUGAAUUGUUUACAAAUUCCGACCCUCGUCAGUAUGGUAAAAAUCAUAUUAGUCAUAUAAAAAGAAAUUUAGUAUCAAAAGUUGAUAUGUUAAAACUUGAGUAUAUUAAAUCAAUGAAAACCGAAGAAUUGGUUGAAAAUUUCUUACCAUCAAGAUCAUUUUUAAAAUUAUUUGAAUUGUUUCAAAAAUUUCCACCAAAUUUAACACCAUUCCCAUCAAUGAAACCAAACGAAACUGUCAUUGAUUUAGGUAGUAGUCCAGGUGGUUGGACAUUGUUUAGUUUACUUCAAGGUUGUCAUGUUACUUCAAUCGAUAAAUCACCUUUAAAUUCAAAAUGUUUAGAUUUAAAUGAUAGUAGAAAUUUAAAAUUUUUAGAAAUGAAUGCUUUUGAAUUUAAUCCAGAAUCAUCUUUCGAUUGGUUAAUCAUUGAUAUGAAAGUACCACCAAUGAAAUCAUUAAUUCUACUCGAUCAAUGGUUAAAUUUAAAACUUUGUCGUAAUUUCAUUGUAAACCUUAAAUUUCAAAUCACUGAUGUCAUUAUAAGUGAUCACGAAAAAUUCAUUCAAAAUGAUAUAACUCCAAAAACUAGUUAUAUUAAUUCAAUUUGUUUAAAUAAAAAUGGUUAUAAAGAGAUAACUUUAUUUGGGGUUACUAAUGAGUAA